Porites evermanni is the source of this 8227-nucleotide messenger RNA. The record is from the annotation of a GenBank genome assembly. NCBI's taxonomy places the organism in Eukaryota, Metazoa, Cnidaria, Anthozoa, Scleractinia, Poritidae.
AUGUCAUCACCGUGCCAGAACGGAGGUACCUGUGUAGCGAACUACAAGUAUCACUCGUUUGACUGCCGUUGCAAAGCAGGUUUUUUCGGAGAAUUUUGCGAAAAAGGUAAUUGACGUACUUAUCUCAAUUCAGACCGGGGCAGCCUUGGCCAAAAUGUUGAAUAACUUGAACGACGUUCAGGCUAGGACCACCAAACUUUGCAGCUUUUCCUUAAAUUUAUCAGGGAACAUUUUAAAGUCACUGUGACGGGUAGGUCAACAUUGAUGUUACCAUGGCAACCGAGAUUUGACAACGUGGUUCUUCAAAAUUUGCAUUUCUACAAAAUAUAGAUUUUGUUUCUAUUUUUACUGAUUGAAUUAUUAUAUUGCACCAGAAAUGGCGUCAGAUUACGUCAUUGUGUUAAUCAAAUUAUGACCAGAAGUUGGAAAUGAUGAGGAAAUUGUUGUGUGUAAUUUUAGUGGCCAUAGACUGAGUUGUUUUGAAGUUCUCGAGGGGGACCUCCGAGGUCCCCUCCAGUCGCAGGAAGCAAAAAAAGCCCGGUCCGAAUAGGGUCAAAGACAGAGCCUUUGUGCAAAGUCGGCUAAGUCUUGAUAAACCAUAUUUUUAUCUUAGUUUAGUUAGUUUGGUCUAAAUACAGAACAAACGGGUGACUAAUAACCUGGUUUUUGAGAACCUGUUAGGCUGAAAUUUGUUAUAGUUAGGCCCCCUCUAUACAAGAACCUGUUCAGCCUAAAAUUUGAAACAGGUUUCUAUUUUCUAAAAUCUUUUUCAAAAAUUGGUAUACUUGGGUAAAUUCUAUAAGUCAACAUUCAGGAUCCUUUUUGGAGACAUAUCAGUUGCCUUAUUACUCCACCUGCAAUUGUAAUGGUAUACAGGUUUAACCUAGGGAAUUAGCUGAAUACCACUGAAUAGCUUAAUUUUCGCCUUAAUUUUUUUUUUUCUUCAGAAGAUAAGAACCUGUUUAAGAACCUAAAUUUGCCUAAAUUUGUGCUAAUUAUCAUAUGUAAGAACCUGUUUAGGCCAACUUGGGAAAAUUCAGGUUCUUAGAUGCGGGCUUUUACUAAAACUGACACUGUCCCCUUAAACGUCUAUGCCGCAGGCGUGAGAAGCCGUAUAUUUAUUGUCAAGUGUGCAAAAAAAUUCAAAAGUCGCCCUUUGGCGUCUUAUGCACCUGAUUUGGUAAAUUGGGAAGAUUGAAACUUGUUUCAUGACAGUCAUUAUUUGUCAGAAGUGGAUCUCUCUAAACAUGAUUUGCUCAACCCUUUUGCCCCUGGAAACGAAUUCCUCAGAUGCAAACAAGCAAAGUCAGGACAAAAUUUUAAUACUUGUUUUUUUUUUUAAAAAAAUAUUGAACUUCUUUCUUCGCUUUCUCUCCUUUCUGCUUCUUUUUAUCUCUCUGGGUCCCCCACCCCCAACCAUUUUUCUUUGUUGGCUGGCCAUUCACUUGGCUUAAUUUUGGCGCAAAAAUAUUCCUCCUCCACACAAGUCUCGCGUCAAAGGUUGGUAUAACCUUCGUGUAGACGUUUUCUAUCCCGUUUGUUGCAUGCGUGCAACAACGGAAAUAGAAGACGUCUGCAUGCAGGCGGUUAAGGUGGCCAAUGACCAUUAAAAUUGAUGACGUCACAAGUGAUGCGAGGAGCGUGGUCGGACACGGGCAGUUACGGGUAGUUUAGGUGUAACUCUGCUAAUCUUAUUUGGAUUUUCUUUCCUGUUUUCCCCUUACCUAUCCGUCCGUGAUAAAGUGAGAGAAAUAAGUUGAGUUAAAUACGUUAACUACUUGAAUCAUUUUUUUCAGUUGCAAAGUCAUGCCAAGACGUUUAUAAUCAGCUCGCAGAAAAGUGAGUAAACCCAUGCAUAGUAAUUUAAUUAGGAUUAUGAGGUCAGUAAGUCCCGGGGAACAUUCGGAGUUGUCAGUACUGUGCAGUUAACCGCAAUUAUGAGCCACAGAACAGCCAAAAAUCAUUCGUUAAUCCUCACAAAUAGAGACACAAUUUGUGUUGCAAUGAGUGUCGAUAUCACUUGUUAGAACUUGUAUCGUGGCUGAUGGACUCUAUUUCAGCCUUUGUUCUCCAUCCUGGAAGCUUAAUUUUAUUAGAAGCCUAAAUUGACGUAAAAUCUGUUGAAUUUUUUAAAACAAAUGCCUGAGUUCGUAUUAUUCAGAUAAUAUAAACCAUCAACUAUGAACACCACCAUCCACUGAAGACCCUCCAGUAAAAAAGUUGUUGAUGAAAUGCAGUGGAACCCCGCACUUCCGCUUUAUACGAACACCCGUAUAAAACGAACGAUGCGUUUGUACCGACGAAAAUUCACAUAUUUGCUCAUAGGUUAGCGUGGUUAAUAUGGAAUACGGACACUUCUGUGUCCCGAGUCACAAACCCUCAUAUCAAUUAUCGUCAACUCCCCCAGGGGAUACUGAAUAAAUUUUCAUACGGGGAGGCUCAGCCCCGACGUCCAACUCCUUUGGGGGAACGUGUUACCUUUUUACACACCAUUUUUGACAGAAAAGGUACUUUUUUUACUAUACCGGCCAUUCCAUUCAUCUCAUGGUUGAGGGGUUCAGGCAUUUUAAGGUGGCUGAACACAGUUUUGCAGGCGGUCAGCGGUAACUCGCGUGACGGGGCGUGUUCUAAAUUUAAUAGACAAACAAACAUGGCGGAGAAAAAAGCGAUGGUACACAGAAGAGAAUUUCUCAAAAUCUGCUCACUAAAACUUUGUGAUAUUUUUGCAGAAUUUUUGCUUUUAUCGUACUUUCAAUUAUAAGAACUUUAAAAUGGAAGUUCAACAGACGAAUUUUGUGACACAUUUAAUAAUUACAGUACAAUCAUAUUAUUGAUUAUCUAAAAACCCGUCUGUUAAAAUUUGGUCAAAUAAGUUUCAGAUGGUAAUGAUUAAUAAGAGUAAGCUGUGUGCAAGUUUAUAGGAAAAUCUAAUGAGCGAAUUUUAUGUAAACUGAACAAAAGGGAAAUUUUAAGGUUGUAUUCAAUCGUUCAUGUUGCCAUGGAAACUACGAAAACGUCACAUUUUACCUGUCAGUCAAAAUCUUUCAUUAGUAUANUUUAAUAAUUACAGUACAAUCAUAUUAUUGAUUAUCUAAAAACCCGUCUGUUAAAAUUUGGUCAAAUAAGUUUCAGAUGGUAAUGAUUAAUAAGAGUAAGCUGUGUGCAAGUUUAUAGGAAAAUCUAAUGAGCGAAUUUUAUGUAAACUGAACAAAAGGGAAAUUUUAAGGUUGUAUUCAAUCGUUCAUGUUGCCAUGGAAACUACGAAAACGUCACAUUUUACCUGUCAGUCAAAAUCUUUCAUUAGUAUAUUUUUCACUUGCCAAGUUUCAGCUUGUGAGCUGCAACCUUUCUCUUGUCAUGAUUUGGCAAAUAACAUAUACUCACAAACUGCCAAAACUGUGUUCAGCCACCUUAAAAAGGGCUACCAUACAAGGGUCAAACAUGGGAAGAAAGACUGCAGCCUAAUCAAAAUCAAACUUGUCACGCUACUUUGCAUCUCUGAUUUAUUUUUGUUUUUAUUAAUAAAAUCGUGUUAACCCACAGAAAUCUGUAAUUAUUUGAACCGUGUUUAUUGCAUGCAAUUAAUUAGUACAUGAUUGUGACAAGGAAAUAGACAGUGUGAAGCGAGGUGGCCAGUGGUCACCAGUAUCCAUAACGCUUGGGUUGACGAUAAAUGAGAUUCUUUGACUUAACGGGUCAUAGAAAAGUGUCCGUUUGUCCUAUUAACCGCCGUGUCCGUAUUAAACUGGUUGGAGAAAAUAUGUGAGCAUCAAUAUAAGCAUGCAAAAUUACAGGAUGGCUAACACCUUCUGAGUAGUUGUCAAAAACAACUAGCCCAAGUCUUACAGAAAGUUCGCGGGUAAAAUGGAGGCGUGAACUGCAUCUCGCCUUUCUUGUACUUUGACGGCAGAUGAGAAAAACAACAUGCCGCCAUUUUCAUUUCGUUCGCCCCAUAUAUAUAUUUAGAGUCCUUUAGUGUGACGUCAUAAAAAUUAAAAUUUGUAAAAUAAUGGAAUUUUUCGGGAUAUUAUGAAAGAACAACAUCCAAAAGGCCUACUUGCCAAAAAUUAGUAUCCCAGGGCAAAUUGUCUUGGAGAUAUUAGCCCAGUUAUGCUCUGAUGACUCCGUAUAAUCUUUUUUUUCAAUUUGACUCAGGUCAUAACAUUAGGAUUUAGAAGGAUUUGUAUGGAGUGAUCAGAGCUAAACGGGACUAGUAUCUCCGAGACAAUUUGCCCCACAAUGCUAGUUUUUGGCAAGAGUAGGCCUCUCAGAUGUUUAUUCAAAAUAUCCCAACAAAUUCCAUAUAGUUUCAAAAAUGUAAUAUUUAUGACGUCAUCACUUUAGAACUCUUUGUCCCUUCCUACUGAACACUGGUUAGUCAUCUUCAAUGACCGAACUUAAUUCGUCCAGAACACGUUAUUCAAUUAAACUUUAUUAAAGCCAGUUGAAGAGCAGCACAGUGUGUUAUCAUAAAGCAAAAAUAAAUAUCAACCUGUGCUGUAGGUGAAAGUAAUUCAGUCAAAAAUACAUAUAAUCGAGUAGUGACGUAACUCCCAGUGACGACUACGCUAAUUCUUUGAGCAGUGGCAAACGCUUAACUCAGUUCUAUAUCGAUCCACCCUGGCUUAGUGCAGUACCAUCCUGAAGGAUUUUUUUUUUAUAUUUUUGGCGUUCCGAUGGGACGAUGAUAUGAGGGCAGCGUUUAUAUCAAAAUUACUGGCAAGAAUUACAAUAAAUCAUUUGUAAAUAUUGUGUUUAUUCGAGGACAGCAUUUACUAGUAAUCAUGUUUGCUUCUAUCUGCGGCUUUAAAUCGAGGGCGGUGCUUAAUUAAGUAGAUAUGAUUCUCUUCAAUCGUUGCCGGACCCCACAGAAAAAAAAAGUGUUAAUGGGGCGUUGUUUUCCGACUUUGAAACAACAAGAUUGCGAGUACUAUGUUGCUAUCGCAGCGGACAGUUAAAAACCAAAACAUUUGGGAGAUUCAAAAAUUAUAAAAUUUACGUAAGAAUGACGUCAGCAAACAUGACGUCAUAACUGAAUAUUUUGAGACAUGCUGGUAACUAAUUUGAGUGGCCUGACAUUUUGCAUUUUCAACUUUCGUGAAAAAAGCUAAACGGUCCACAAAGUUAUUGUAAAAUAAAUCCCAGUAAAGAGGUGGGGAACCUGACAAGAAAAAAAGAUUUGACUGAAACUGUUUUGAAUUCGAUCAAAAAGCGAACGUUAUUUUUUUACAACCAGUUAAGGCACGUUCCAUUUGUUUCUCCGACUGUUAAGAGCUGGCAAAAUUAAAAUGAGAUUUCAUUUUGUACAGGUUGAACGUGACUCAGUUGGUCACUCUUCUCCUUGACUCCGAACUAGUUUCAGUUCUCUGUCACUUUGGAAAUUUUGGAUGCGGAGAUGGAGGAUGGANAUUCAAAAAUUAUAAAAUUUACGUAAGAAUGACGUCAGCAAACAUGACGUCAUAACUGAAUAUUUUGAGACAUGCUGGUAACUAAUUUGAGUGGCCUGACAUUUUGCAUUUUCAACUUUCGUGAAAAAAGCUAAACGGUCCACAAAGUUAUUGUAAAAUAAAUCCCAGUAAAGAGGUGGGGAACCUGACAAGAAAAAAAGAUUUGACUGAAACUGUUUUGAAUUCGAUCAAAAAGCGAACGUUAUUUUUUUACAACCAGUUAAGGCACGUUCCAUUUGUUUCUCCGACUGUUAAGAGCUGGCAAAAUUAAAAUGAGAUUUCAUUUUGUACAGGUUGAACGUGACUCAGUUGGUCACUCUUCUCCUUGACUCCGAACUAGUUUCAGUUCUCUGUCACUUUGGAAAUUUUGGAUGCGGAGAUGGAGGAUGGACACCGGUCAUGAAGAUGAACGGCAGCAAGGUAAAACAUGUGUAUUUGGCAACGAGAGUGGAAAAAAAUGUAUUAUAGUUAAAUACAGGUUUGCUUCUGUCAGCGGUAAUUUUCCAUUAUCUUAACCUCCGAAUGCAGCCGUUUCUCCUUGCUCCUCGCCGCUGAGGAUGUUUCGCCAGAAGGAGCGUCUGCGCCUCAGCGACAGAAAUUCCACGCUGAUUACGUAAAAACUGUCCGGAUUCUGGUCAGGAGCUCUGAUUGGUCGACAUAGUAGUUACAUUGUUUUACAUAUUGUUUACGAAUGACAGACAAAGACAAAAAGCCACAAAGACCAAAUGUUUUGCUGGAGCUCAUUCGCAAUGGAAUACAAAACUUUACCAUAACCGACCAGGAGAAACAUAAAUUCACUUGGAACCCACUGACAACAUCAUGUAAACAUUGGUUUACGUCAUCAGUAUGGAAUUUCUGUCGCUAAGGCGCAGACGCUCCACCAGGCGAAACAGGUGUAUUCGCAGGCUACAAUUAUCCCGAAAAAUGUGAAAGAGCAUCUUGGCUGUUAAAGAAAAAAAAUUAACUACGCAUUUCGAAUGGGAAAACGGAUGAAUGAAAAAGCAUGCUUUACACUUUACUUCUCGAAUAUUUCCUAGUAUUCACUUUACUAGACGAGUGAGCGGAAAUGAACAACGUUUAGGGAGUCGAUUAUCAUGUAAAACCGACGUAUACGUAGUUACGUACCGGCUCCCCUGUUUGCAGAUUCACGUCGCUGGGUACAGUUGAACCUUCCCUGAAGGGCACUGACCUCCCGUGUUCGGUUAUACUCAGUCUGAGACUGAUUUUAUUUACCAUUUUAGUAAAAAUUAGCGAAGGAUAUACUAAGUAAAAUAAUUAGAUGAUGGGAGUCACUGUCUUUCUUCUUUUCUCAAAUUAUAAUGAGCUUUUUUCUGUUUAGAAAGCCUCGUGUCCAAGGAAAACAUUGUUGCCAAAUGGCGUCUCCAAAAACGCCAGUUUCAGUUUUUAAACACAAUUUGUUGUAUAAAAUUAUAAACUUUCAACAAGAGUCUUGGAUCAUACUUUCAGAAAGUUCAGCAAAUUAAAGUGAAAUUUACAGCAGGCUCGACCUUAUCAUACAGUCGAACCUCCCGAAAGCGACCACCCAAAAUGCACAGGCUUGGUGGUCGCUUACGAGAGUCAACCUAGAAUGGAGUGGUGUAUUUGUUCUAAAAAAAUAAUGAAAGUUUACUUUCCCCUGCCAGUUACUAGCUAGUAGGUUUUAUUGACAAGAUCAUUUAGCUAUUCCAUGUGACAGUUCAUUUGCGGAAGUGUACUUAAUUAGAUAACGCGCGUUAUAAAUUUGGGGUUAGAAAAUUUUACUUGUGUACGUGACUUCUUGUACAGAAAUGUCCCUGAAACGUCUGACAAACAAAAACUUAACUUCUCAAACUGAAACCUAGAAAUCUAAGUCUUUUUCUCAAGGGUAAUGGUUAAAAUUGUAGUUAUAAAUCGAACUAAUAAACACAGUCAUAGAUGUGUAGACAUCAUGACAGCCAAAGAAUAAAUGCUUUUUACCCAUUUUUACAAUGUACUUCACUGUUUAGUAAGACCGUGUGUCAAGUGGUCGCUCACCGGAGGUUGAAAACAAUAGAAAAUUCUAAAACUGUCGGCCGAAAUAGUGGUCGCGGUCGCUUGCGGGAGGUGGUCGUUUACAAGAGGUUCCAGUGUAAGGCUUUGACUGAGGACAUUUUUGAUGUUUUGGGAAGGUGGUCGCUUAUGAGAGGUGGUCGCCUACGGGAGGUGGUCGCACGCGGAGGUUUGACUGUAUUUGAAAAUCUCCCGCCCCAUUCUUUUUUGUAAGUGAGUAACCCAAAAUUUCACACAGGAAGACACUCAAACGAUGACUCCUUUUGAUUUAACGUUCGAUCUGAAGAAAUCUGAUCAUGUGAUUAUUAGACAAACCACAGCAGAAUAAUAAUAAUAUGAUUAAAAGCAGUGUCACUUUAUUUCUCCUAUCCAGAAGACAACCUUGUUCCCACGGUCCUCUCGUACUCCCACCAGGGGAAGAGUAGGUGUGGAGCCUGGGAACGAGGAUAGGCGAAUUAACAAACCAUGCUUAAAUCUAAUCAAUCUUUACCUAUGAUAGAGACUGUUUUUUUUUGUUAUAAAUUUUAUCACAGCAAACGUUUCACUACGACUCCAGUCUCUGGAGCAACAAAGAAGCCUUUAAACUUGACGGAGGGAGGACUGGGUUUGACUCACAGGAGACUAAACUUCCCUCCUACUGGAACACGUCCUUCUCCAAGAUCUGCCUCGGUAUGAAGAUCAACAACCAGAUCAAUUUUAUUGUCAUCAACAAGCAGGCGAACUCCUUGUACUCUCAGGACAACUCGGAUUAA